Molecule: messenger RNA, 1895 nt
Organism: Macrosteles quadrilineatus (aster leafhopper)
Lineage: Eukaryota; Metazoa; Arthropoda; Insecta; Hemiptera; Cicadellidae
Product: outer dynein arm-docking complex subunit 1-like
Exons: 10
Coding region: 202-1764 (520 amino acids)
Biological process (GO): cilium movement; outer dynein arm assembly
Cellular component (GO): axoneme
Source: RefSeq, a predicted model, not a curated record
UAAACAUUAAUCGUUGUAGUAAUUUUUAAGUCUAAAUUUUCUAACUUAAAGCAACAGAAAUGUUAUAGAACAAGAUCCAUAAAUGCCAUCUAAUUGAAAACCAAUUUCACCGGUUGAUAAAUCAGUGGUAACAACUAAAUUUUAAUAAAUCAGGAGUAAAAAAAUCGACAAAAUAUCCUUGACUUACUAAGGGUUUUCAUCAUGGCUGUUAAAGUUUCGAUGGACGCGCGGAGGAAAAUCUCAGAACAGUUAGAGAGGGAAGAAGAGCAGAAAAGGGCCCAGAAGAAAGCUAUUGAAGAACAAGAACUUAAAAAGUUAACAACUCAGGCAAGAAUGAUGAAAGAAUCUAAAUUGAGAGACGCUGUUGCAGAAAAACAAGCAAAAGUUAAGAAUAUUCUGGUAAAAGAGAAAGUUUCCUUGGAAGACAACCUGAGGGUGAUGAACACCGCCCAAAGGUGCUUAAAGGACACUAGACAAGCCCGGGAAAUAGCAAAUCUCUUUGCUAAGAGAGACCACCUAGACGCUGCGAUUGCACAAGAGAAGAAGAACUUGGAAGAGUUAGAAUACCAAAUACGGAAAGAUUCGCAAAACAUUCAGGCGGUAAAGAAAAACCACGGAUUCGCUGUUGCCAAGAGUGAAUAUCUGCAGAAAACAGAGGCAGAACAGGCUGACAGGUCUUUGCAAGCUUGGAGCUCGAGAUUAGCUGCGGAAAAAGCCCAGCUGGCGAUGGUUAUAAAAUCCAACGAAGAGAUGAGAAGUAAGUUGCAGCGUUUGAUAAAAGAAAAGGGGCAGUUUAAUAAACUUUUUGGAGAACUCAUGGAAAAACUUACGAAAGGGAAAGGCAUCAUGGUAGAUAUAGUGGAGCGAUCCCGUCAAAACUUCAAGAAAAGAGACGACGUACACCGCAAAAUUGAGGCUCUCAGAAGUCGGGACAAAGUUGAUUUGUCAAAGCGGAUGGAAGAAAUGCAAGAACUCGAGAUCAGGCUGGAUCAUGAUACAAGACUCAACAAUUUCAGAAUGAGGGUACAACAAAUGAGGGAGAAACUUUCGAAAGAGCAGGGGAGGAGCAGCUGUAACUCCGAAGAGCAAAAAAAGCUGGCACAUAUGUUGGAGACUGCGAACGAUUUUUUGGUAAAACUACAAGAGUUCACUGGACUGACCACUUCUGAGGAGAUAAGCAACCAUAUCGUCGCUGAGGAAUCCAAACUUUUCAGCAUGUUCAACUUAAGCAAUGAAAUACGAGAUCAGCUGGAGGUGUUGACAUACAAAACCGCUGAGCUAGUGUCAACCGUCAACGAGGAGAGGGAGACCGCUGAACAAUAUCUAAUUGAUAGUAAAAGCCAUAACAAAGAAAUGCAUGACAAACUUGGACGUAUGGAACAUGAACUGAACGAUAUGCAAGAUUUCUACGAUGCCAACCGUCGUGUCUUCAAUAGGCUGUUGGAUAAGACACAGGGUCUGUGCGACCUUUUGCAUUGCAACACGUCCGUUUUACGGGAUCUUUUAGGUGAGAACUCUGAGGUCACCCAACACAACUUCCCGAUGUUCCUGAACCUGUUGGAGACCGAGGUAAUCUCUGCCUUGGAUACCCUGACCCAUCACCUCCCGUGGGUCUUCGCCACUAGUGGCGUCAUGUCCACAGUCAGCAAGUCGGAGAAGUCCUUGUACUUCUCCGGAGUCGAGGAAAAGUCUACGGUGCUGGUCAAGAAGGUGGUGACUCGCCACUGUUUUGAGUGUAACGGAAGGAAAACGAAAAUGCUCUAAAACAUAAUGCUGGAUAUGCACAAUCUACAAGUCUUCGUUAUGAAAGGAGAAAUACCAAAACGGAUCUCUACCAACAAUAUUGUAUGCUAGGGAGGCAAAAGUUUUGUAAAUUUGUGAAUUAAAACAAAUAC